This is a messenger RNA of Salvia hispanica, 1475 nucleotides long. It is a transcript of the gene HPR, whose product is annotated as hydroxypyruvate reductase. Lineage: Eukaryota; Viridiplantae; Streptophyta; Magnoliopsida; Lamiales; Lamiaceae. Gene Ontology annotation, cellular component: cytosol. Gene Ontology annotation, molecular function: NAD binding; glyoxylate reductase (NADPH) activity; hydroxypyruvate reductase (NADH) activity. The record is from RefSeq and is a predicted model, not a curated record.
CAAACCAUUCACUCUCCACCACAUCCAAUUAUCAUCAUCAUCUCACUUGCUACAAUUUACAUCAAAUUUAUAUAUCAAUAAAACAUCCAUUCUUGCUUACACUCUAUGCACUCGAAAAUUUGAAAUUAAAAAAAAUAUAUAUCUUUUCUUAUUCGACGUAAAACAUGGCUAGACCAUUGCAAGUUGAAGUGUACAAUCCUAAUGGGAAAUACAGAGUUGUUAGCACCAAAUCUAUGCCUGGAACUCGUUGGAUUAAGCUCUUGGUUGAUCAAGAUUGCCGUCUUGAAAUAUGCACAGAGAAGAAAACCAUACUAUCUGUUGAAGACAUCAUUUCUCUGAUUGGGAAUAAGUGUGAUGGAGUUAUUGGACAGUUGACUGAGGAUUGGGGGGAGAAAUUGUUUAGUGCAUUGAGCAGAGCUGGAGGGACUGCCUUCAGCAACAUGGCUGUCGGAUACAACAACGUUGACGUUGAUGCUGCCAAUAAAUAUGGCGUUGCUGUCGGAAACACACCGGGAGUGCUGACAGAGACUACAGCAGAGCUAGCAGCUUCACUCUCUUUGGCUGCAGCUAGAAGAAUUGUGGAAGCUGAUGAAUUCAUGAGGGGUGGCUUGUAUGAUGGAUGGCUUCCCCAUCUCUUUGUUGGGAACUUACUAAAAGGACAAACUGUUGGAGUGAUUGGAGCCGGUCGGAUUGGAUCAGCCUAUGCAAGAAUGAUGGUUGAAGGGUUCAAGAUGAACUUGAUCUACUUCGAUCUCUACCAGUCCACUCGUCUGGAGAAGUUUGUUACCGCCUACGGGCAGUUCCUCAAGGCCAACGGGGAGCAGCCCGUGACGUGGAGACGGGCGUCUAGCAUGGAUGAGGUUCUCCGUGAGGCGGAUGUGAUAAGUCUGCACCCGGUGCUGGAUAAGACGACGUAUCAUCUGGUGAAUAAGGAGAGGCUGGGGAAGAUGAAGAAGGAAGCCAUCCUUAUCAACUGCAGCAGGGGACCUGUGAUUGAUGAGGCUGCUCUAGUGGACCACUUGAGACAAAACCCCAUGUUUCGAGUUGGUCUCGAUGUGUUUGAGGAAGAGCCAUAUAUGAAGCCGGGGCUAGCCGAGAUGAAGAAUGCUAUUGUGGUGCCUCACAUAGCCUCAGCCUCAAAGUGGACUCGUGAAGGAAUGGCGACAUUGGCUGCGCUCAAUGUCCUGGGGAAAAUAAAGAAUUAUCCGAUCUGGGCUGAUCCGAACCGCGUGGAUCCGUUCCUUAACGAGAACUCUACACCACCACCAGCAUGCCCCAGCAUCGUUAACUCUAAAGCUUUAGGCUUGCCGGUUUCAAAGCUGUGAAAUGGCUCUACCCAAUUCCACUAAUAUCAUCUUAUACAAAGUGUAUUGUACAUUACAUCAUCACGAAUUUGCUUGAUGGUUAUCACGAUGUUAUGUUAACAGAAUGUUCUGUUUUUGUGGCUUAAAUAUGUUAUUCCUCAUACUUGCUUA